Periconia digitata is the source of this 1188-nucleotide messenger RNA. The record is from the annotation of a GenBank genome assembly. Lineage: Eukaryota; Fungi; Ascomycota; Dothideomycetes; Pleosporales; Periconiaceae.
GCUUAUAGUUAUCGUACGCAUUGGGCAGCGGAAAGAUUGCGUAUGUAUAUAAGGAAGGUGCAUAAACCCGAUCGUCGUGGUUUGUUUCGCUGUCUCAAGUACCCAAGGACAACCCACUCGUUUCAAUUCCUGGCCAACAAUAUGCGCUCAUUCUCAUCAAUCGCUUUCUCUACUCUGGUUGCAGCGGCGCUCGCUGCCCCCGCUGCCGACACUCGCACUCUGGAUGAGAUUCAUCAAGCUGCGUUGGAAGAGGGAGGCGUCGUCACCCUCUGGCAUGGGGGUGACGAGAAGUAUCAACAAGAUAGCUUAAAACAAGCGUUCGAAAAACGCUUCCCAGGAAUGACACUGAAUUCGACCGUCGAUCUUUCUAAAUAUCACGACACAAACCUCAACGACCAGAUUGCCAACAACAACGUCUAUGUAGAUAGUAUCAUCUUGCAGACGCUACACGAUUAUCCCCGCUGGAAAGAGCAAGGCGCUCUCCUGGAGUACAAGCCUCUCGAUUUCGACAACGUCGCUCCCGAGUUCAAGGAUCCUGAUGGCGCUUACUAUGGUUAUGCUAUCUUUGGCUGGAGCACGACUUGGAACACAGCCAAGUACAAUGGUAGUCUUCGCGACUUUGGCGAUGCCUUGCGACCCGAGUUGAAGGACAAGAUUAUUGUCACCUAUCCCAACGAUGACGACGCCGUCUUGUACGCUUAUGAUCUUGUCAUCAAAAAGCUUGGUGUCGAAUGGUUCGACGCUCUGUUAGCUCAGAACCCGACUUGGGUCCGCGGCAGUGCCACGCCUGGCAACCAGCUAUCCCUCGCUAAUACCUCAUACGUUGCCGCAUUUGGUACGGGUGGUCGUGCUGGUGGCGGGUCUGUCAAUACCACCAGGCCCACCGACGCUCCCUUCGUUACCUGGCCUCAAACUGCAGCCAUCCUCAAGGACGCUCCCCAUCCCGAAGGUGCCAAGUUGCUUCACAACUGGCUUCUCAGUGAUGAGAGGCAGUUCGCUAACCCUCAGUGGACUGUCCGCAGCGAUGCUCCCGCCAACUUCCCCAAGAUCUUGGAGGAGACGAACACCAACGUGACAGGCUUCGGAGCAUGGAUGAUGGACAGGGCUAAUGUUGAAAGAGUGAGGUUCUGGUUCGAGAAUAGACUCGGAACUGCCCAAGGUCUUAGUCCACUUAACGAUGAUAUGUAA